Messenger RNA from Pungitius pungitius (ninespine stickleback), 1902 nucleotides. RefSeq lists its product as uncharacterized. Lineage: Eukaryota; Metazoa; Chordata; Actinopteri; Perciformes; Gasterosteidae. The transcript is spliced from 4 exons. Gene Ontology annotation, biological process: regulation of transcription by RNA polymerase II. Gene Ontology annotation, molecular function: DNA binding. The record is from RefSeq and is a predicted model, not a curated record. The coding region runs from base 487 to 1560 and encodes 357 amino acids. Gene Ontology annotation, cellular component: nucleus.
GAUGUGACGUCGAUUGCAGCAAUGCAUUGUGGGGUAGAGUUUACCCAGGAGUAAAUAGAAUAAACUCAAAGGUAACGCCACUCAUUCUUAAAAUUGUCAGUUUAAAGAAAACAAUUAUCAUAACAACUGAACUCUGUAAAUAGGGACGGACAGCAGCUGGGCUGAAUAUGAGCGACCCCGGAGGCUUAACCCGGGGAGAGCGGCCGGUCCGGACCGCAGAACAAGCGUCGUUUUUGGACUCUUUUUAAACCGCCAGCAUAGAAAUCCCUCCCGCUAUCGGUCACGAGACGUGAGAAGCCGCAGCGAACCGUUCUGCAUCGGGUUGGGUAACUUUUCUUGCUCAUCUGCUCGCGGCAUCACAACAAACCGCCUCUCGCACGACCAGAGCCCCUUUGGGUGCUGCCGCGGAUUGAGAGAAGUGAUUAUCACAUUCUCUUGAGCAAUGUUGAUGUAGCUGUGGAGGACGGAGACUCUGAUACCGUUACCAUGUUGAAUGAAGCUGGUAUAAUCUCUGCCAUUGAUGGCAUCCCGGACGGUGUUCAACGGCGUCCAGUAGCAGGAAGAUAUCAAGAGGCGAGUGAUGGUCGCCCCGUAAAACGUAAACGGAAUAAACGCAGCUUGAUUUGGAGGCACUAUGUGGAACUGGACAGUUUUGCAGCUGCUCGCUGUUGCAUUUGCAUGAAGGUACAGUCCAUUGAGGGCGGCAGCACCAGCAACCUGCACCGGCACAUGUCAAACAGACACCCGGAGGUGUUUUCUCAGCUAGCAGCUGAUCGGCGGCACCCACCACCAACCCACUCACCACACAUCUCAGAUGCUAAUGUGGAAGUGGUUCUAGAAGACGAAGACUCUGACACCCUUGAUUCUGCUAUGAAUGGCAUCCGAGAGUGUACACAAGAAGAUCCAGCGGAGGAGAUGACACACGAAGAGGCGAGCGAUGACAACCCUGUAAAACGUAGACGGAGUAAACGCAGCUUGAUUUGGAGGCACUACGAGCAACUGGACCAUUUGGCUGCUGCCCGCUGUCGCAUUUGCAUGAAGAAGUUACAGUACUUUGAAGGCGGCAGUACCAGCAACUUGCAUCGACACAUGUCCAAAAGACACCCGGAGAUGUUUUCUCAGCUACUUGCAGACGGGCAGCCGCCACCAACCCCCCACUCGUCACACAGCUCAGGUGUUAACGGUGACACGUUCAUGCCACCAAAGAACGCCGGGGCGACGGAGAAGCCGAGGCAGUUUUCUGGUUUGUUAAAAGUUUCAAAAGCGUCCGUAGGCGAAAAGUUUGUACUCAGGAGAGAGCGGGAGCUGAUAGAAGCUCUGAGGGCAGCGCAGAGAGAAGAGGCCCGGGCUCUGGAGCAUCAGAGGGAGCUGCUGGAGAAGCUGCGUGCAAUGAAUGCCAGAGAGGCAGCUGCAGAGAGGGAGCAGAUUGAGUCAUUGAGGACAGCACAGCUGGAGGAAGCCAAAGACUUGAGUCGACAAAGAGAAGAGGUGCAGAAGGAGAAGUCAGAGCUGCUGAAGAAGUUGGAAGAGCUUCAACGGGAAAGACAAGAACUUGUCUAGUUUUACAGUGGAUAGCAAGCCACAAGCUGACCUUCUGGAUUUGAGAUAUUCUAUAAAGACUUUGGUACUAAUUCAAACAUAUGUUGAUGUAAAAAAGUAAAUUUUACUUUUGGUUAAAUAUAAUUCACAAAAAAUCAAGAGGGUUGUUUCUGUCACAGCUGUGUGCUGCUCACUCUGGUCCUCUCUCAUUGAAUUGUGUGAUAUCAUGAUGUCCUCUUGUAUCAAAUACAAAGAAAUUAGAAAAAAUACACACUGGAAUUUUCUAAUUUUUACAGUUUUGUCAAUGAUUAAAAAAUAUUUGUUGCCAGUUUCAGACUAACUUCAGAUUAAAAGCUGUUUUUU